Messenger RNA from Leptidea sinapis, 5817 nucleotides. RefSeq lists its product as uncharacterized. The record is from RefSeq and is a predicted model, not a curated record. The transcript has 8 exons. Bases 559 to 2712 code for a protein of 717 amino acids. NCBI's taxonomy places the organism in Eukaryota, Metazoa, Arthropoda, Insecta, Lepidoptera, Pieridae.
AAAUGUAAAAGUUGUUUUAAGUUUUGUGAUUUUCCAUUUCAUAAUAAUUGCAGUGAUUUAUGGUACUUUAGGAAUUUCUAAAUGAGAUGUAGUAGAAUUGGUGGUUGAUAAUAAUUUGUUAUUAGUCUAUGUGGAAUAUAGAAGUUAUAAGUAACCAAGUUAUUUUUGGAACAAUGUUACAAAAGUUUCAUUCCUCUUUCUAUGGGUCAUGUUUGACAGUCAGCUGAUUUAUGUAUGAUUUAUGCCGCUCAUUCGGAAGGCAGGUUUCCUCAGAGAAGAAUGAGCAAGAAACUCUUAGGUUGCUCUUUUUCAAAACAGAUUUUACAAUUUCUUAUUUUUAUUGCAUUUUACAAAUCAUUUCAAUUACAAUAUAUGCAAAGUGACACAACAGAAAUACUCAAACGUCAAAAACUGAAAGGCUUACACAAUGUACUUCUGUAGGUGGGCAAGACGUAAACAUCUCAAGGAACAAGACUGAAAAUAAUUCUUUGUUAUAUAUUAUUAUGAAUGUUGGAAUGUGAAAUCAAGAAGUGUGGCUGUUCUACCAAAGUUUAAAAGAUGGCGUUGUUUACGAAACAGGAUUUCUCUCCGCCAGCCCUGUCAAGGAAGUGGCUGUCAAUCAAAUGUAGACCUAAUAUGCUGGUCUACAGUCAGGAAAACGUGGUAACAAUAUUGGAGAGUGGGCUUCUCUUCCGCGAGGACAGUGUUGAGGUGGAGCAGGAGACUUUGGGUUCUGAAGCCUGGAAGAUGCCUGGAUCUUUGGGUGGAUGGUUCACGUCUGGCGAGCGUAACGCUGCUGUCGUUGCUGUAGCGACAUGUUUUCUUCUGGCACCACCAAGGAACGUCAGCAGAUGGACUUUGGCACGUCUGGCGUCACUCAGCCUGAUCCCAGUGGCAAUCCGCGCGGCGCAUCGGUCGCGGUGUCGCGGCAACUUGCGACAAUUGGUCGCAGUGAUGCGCGACUAUAUGACGCUGGUGCGACGCGCGACGGCCUGUUGUCGGGAAUACGCCGCGAUACACACACACCUAGAAUCAGUUGCUUCAGUACUGGAGUCGACGCACACAAUGCUUUGCCGACAGCAGCAGGAUUUGCUGAUGCUGAUGUCCAGAGCGACGUCGGCGUUGUUGGGAAAUGUGCCCUGGAUCCGGGGAGACAUUGCCAUCGACUGUGAUAUGGAUUCGCUAUUGAAAAUCCACCACGCCUUUUUGGUAGUCCAGUCAUCCCUUCUAAAAUAUAUCGCUUUGGCUCACCAUAUACCAAGCAAAGCCCAGAAACUCUACAAGAACCAUAACGAAAGAAUAUUCUGGAUUCAUAACACUCUGAUACAGCACCUCAUUAUUGAAUUCAAAAGUAACCAGGAACCUUUAGAACGGAUGUAUAGAUUACUAAAAAACUACGCCACAAAGGAUAAUGGAGAUAUGAAAAGACCGGGUAAAUCCAUAAAAGACAAUUGGCUGUACUCCGAAAUUCAUACAGGAGUUGCUAGAACGUGCUUAGAACUCAAAUUAGCCUUGAACAAAUCUAACGGUCUCGAUGCAUUUCUAGAUUUAUGUGCUGUAAAUAAACAGGAGUUAGAACUAGAAGUAUUGAACAAAGAUAUUGAUGAAAUAAUUGAUUUUAUAACCAAAUCUUUGAGUACAAUGCAAUGCGCUCAAAUGCGAUUGAAAAAGUUGCAAAAUAAAUUUCAUCAAGAAGAACCAAAAGAUGCUAAAAUGGUCGAAGAGAUUGAGGAUUCUUCAGUUUUGAAAAUAGAACAAAGAGAACCAGAGACAAGAGAUGAGGUGUUUUAUUUAAUUAGAACCGAUGAUGAUGAUGCUGCACAACCAGUUGCUGAUGUAUUGACUGGGCCUGGCCAGAAUGAAAGGGAAACAACGAAAAUUGUUUUAAAUGAACUAAAACGGAAACUGGUGAAAAGAGAGGACCUGAUGCGGGAGAGAGAGAGGCAAGCUUUAGCGAAAACAAUGCCCGAGCUGAAAAACAUACCAGAGUUUCCGAGACAGAUUAGUCUGGCCGAAUAUGCUGAUAGAAAAGGUUUUUUAUCCAAAAUCAGGCCGGUUACAAAAAAGAAAAAACGGUUGAAGAAUAAUAAACCCUUUAAUAAGAAUAAAAGAUGUAAGUUAAACAUAUGUAAAUAUGACGAUGAAAAUAGUAUUAAAGACGAGAUUUAUGAAGCAAGUGCUAAUCGGAAUGUAAAAAGUAAACUUUUAACUGUAGUAAAAACUGAAAAUGGCUUUAUUGUAAAUAAAUGGGUAAAGAAUCCUAUGGUUAAGGAAAAUGUUAAUGGUAAAGAUGAUGACUUGGACUCAAGUGAGCUUUCUAGAGGGGGGAGUGACGUCGAAUCUGACGCGCAAAGUUUGAAUGUGAGAAAUCCUGAAAACAGCCAAAACGCACCUAGAAAUUAUAAAUUUAACAAAGGCGAUUUAAAUCUGUCGUCUUCGGAGAGCGAUUUCGACAUUCAAAACAACGAAUUACUCGAUGACGUGAGGCGGUACAGAGCUGUCAGAAAGAAGAACUUUCCCGCCAAACGGGCGUCCAUAGAUAAUGUCGAUGAAAGUUUGAGGCCCAUAGAGUAUAGAUUCGGAACGGGAAUGGCUAUGGCAUCAGUGUUGCAGCUUAACAGUAACGCUCGAAUAGAUCGUAUGGCGCCCGAAGAGGUUUUUAUUGGUGAUGGAGAGGUGUCUGAAGAUAGUGGUAAUGACGAGGAUGCGUAAAUUUCAAUAAUUUCCAAUUUUUUUAAACACGAUGUCGAAACAAAUUGUUAUUUUUUAAGAGAUAUUACUUUUUAUUGAAGUAGGCGUUACUUUGCGGAAAUCUAUAAUUAUACAAAUGAUUUAAUUUUUCUUUAGUGUUAAUUCCGCCAAUAUUUGUUUGCAAACAAUUCGACACGUGUUUCUUCUCUACACGAGGCAUCCUCAGGACGCCAAAUCUGGCACGAGACUGAAUUUUGGCGAGACAACACGUCUUGAGGAAGCCUCGUGUAGAGGCGAAACACGUGUCGAAUUGUUUAAAAACAAAUAUUGGCGGAAUUAACACUAAAGAAAACUUAAAUCAUUUGUAUAGUGAUAUUACUCAAUUUUGGGAUUAAUUAAAUUUAAUUUUAACCAAAAUUUAUGAACGAUGCGAAACUCGAACCCGCGACCUCUCGUGGGUAUUUUGGUGCAAACCAACUUUUCGACGUCGUUAAAUUGUAAAUAAAAUAUAACACAUUGUUUGGAUUUGAAAGAGCUACCUACAUCUCUAGUCAAAUUCCUCAUAUGAAAUUAUUGAGGUUGAGCAGGUUAUCAACUUUAAAGUAGAUCCUGUACAUGAAGCCACAACCUGUGAGUUGAACAAGACGUCUCUCGAACGGUUGGCUUAGUUGGUAAGAGCGCUUGGACGGAAACCGAGAGGCGGGGGUUUAAGUCCCGCAUCGCCCAUGAAUUUUUGUUGAAAUUAAUAUAUUUAAUUAAUUUCGUAAUUCUCAAUAAGUCUAAUCAGAAGCGAGUUAUAAUACUCUAAUGAAAAUAUUGAUUUUUUAUUUUUUUUGGGGUAAAUGGGCGAGAGAUUCACUUGAUUAGUAAUGGUGAAGCAAUCGUCCAUGGUCACCUGCAACACCAGGGGUUAAGAAAUGAGUUGCCGGCCUUAAAGUUGGGAGUAUGAUUUAAGUUUCAAGGCUCCUGUGUCACAGAACGAGUGAUAGAACAGUAACGUAACACAGCGGUCUCCUUGAAAUUAUAAUUUAUUUACAGUGCUCCCAAAUUAAUAAUGCACAUACAGAUCUUCGCUAAUGGGCGUAUUCCCGGAAACACCCGAAUUAUUCAAUCGUAAGAGCCCUAAACAAUGCACUUGCAUUUUGCACCUUCUGCGAAAGAAAUAGGAGUCAAAUCAUGUGUUCACAAUACGAAAACAAAUCGGGCGGUCGGCUGUGGUAGCCGGUCAGUCAGUCGUCUUUAAGUAUUGGUGCCGACUGCACGUGUUCAGUCUAUGUGGAAUUAUAUAGAGCUCCUAUUACACACCCCUCUUGUUAUUAUUAUUGUAAUAUAAUUCUACUAAAUUAUGCAAAAGUAAUGCAUUUUACCGCUCUAUAUAGAUAUCGUCUCCCGACGGUCGGGAAAUACGACCGUUGCCGAAAAGUGGCGAUGAUCUGUAUGCGAAUUAUUAAUUUGGGAGCACUGUAAUUAUAAUAACAUUGACACACUUACGCAAAUUAUCUUGCCCUAGACUAGGCAUAGCCUGUACUAUGGGUGCAAGACAACGAUAUACUUACUUAAACAUACAUAAAUACAUAUGAACAUCCAACAUCUAUAUUUAUUAUAUAAAUGAUUUCUCCUACCGGGUUUCGAACCUGGGGCCUCUAGCUUAGUAGUCAGGGUCACUAACCAAAAAAAAAAACUAAAACCAUAAUCAUAAAUUAAUACCUGCAUCUGGGCGAAACGCUAGAGUUGGUAUAUACAAAAAGAUUGACGACUGACAGCGACCAUUCGCGGUACAGCGUGACACUCAAUAGUUUUGUCUUCCCAAGAUUGCUUAGCGGCCUUGUAAAUCGUGUGUAUGUGUGCGUGCGUCGAUUCAGGCGAUCUAGUAUGAAGUUUAAGUUCUGUUUUAUUGCUGUAUUGUGCCUGAGUGGUAAUUGGAAAACUACAGCCGAUAAUUAUUGAUACAACAAUGUUCUUUUGAAGUUUACACCACAAUAAUAUUGUACGAGUACCUAAGAAUUUAAUUAAAAAUAUAAGUUACCGCCUAGCAAAACUCUAACGACCGUUCCCAAUAUUCAGUCUAUCUCUUACUUGAAAUAAAAUUCGUAACUAUCGUUGAAUUUUCUGUCCCAAUAAACUUAUCGACGGUAACUCACCUUAUCAGUACACGCUGUCUGUCAAUGGGAUGACGUAUAGCUUACCAGCGAUAGAAGUUUGUAUGGAAAUUGCAAUUCACGCGUCCCAAUAUAAGGCGAUAAGAAUGACUUAUCGGGUAUAUUGGGACAGCUUCAUAUUACUGACAGUAAAAGGUGGUAAUUUAUCUCUAUCUGUAUAUUUGGAACGGCCGUAAGAAAAAAUCCAAUCACUCGAUUGUAUGAAACGUGCAGUCAUUGAUAGAUUGACAGAUGACGGCUAUAAUCUUGUAAAAAACGGAGACAGCCGAAAUCCACUACGUUUUAAGCAACUGUUCGCUUUCAAACUUAGCCGGAUUAUACUUCGUCGCCAAUCGCCAUACUGUAAUCCUAUUAUUAAUUAAUAAUUAAUAUAUUAAUAUUUAAUAUACAUUGAAAUAAAAUUGGAGUGUCUGUUUGUAAUAUUGAAAUAACCGUUUUUUACUAAAUGUAUAUUAUGAAUACAUAUACGAACCGUAUAUGCACUAAAAUAACAUUUUUUACAAUUUUUGUCUGACUGUCUAUUUGUUCCGUCUAAUCCGGCGGCCUUUAUUGGCAGGUAGCUGAUGUAAUAAGGAGUAACUUAGGCUACGUUUAUUUUAGAAAAAUAAAGCAAUGUCCAAGAAACGGUCUAACUCUAAAAAUAAUAUAAAUGUUUGCCGGGCCAGCUAGUUACUACUAUUUCAAACUUAUAUCAAAUGACUGCACGUUUCAUACUAAACUAAAUUUCAAUUUUUACUUAGGCAGUCAGGCUCUUAUUACGUAGUAUUUACAUCCUCUUUGAUAAGUUCUUGUAUUUUAGCGCCUCAGUAUGGCAGUGAGUCCAGUUUUCAUUUAUGUUAAUCGUAUUGUUGAAUGUAUAAUUUUAAAUUAUUAAUAUUAAUAUUAAUCGUGUUAUAUGUUAAUUUAUGUAAUGGUUAUUUCAUUUAUUAAUAAGUUUGAAGUCAUUAUGCAAUAAAGAAUUUUUAAA